Molecule: messenger RNA, 207 nt
Organism: Mesorhabditis spiculigera
Lineage: Eukaryota; Metazoa; Nematoda; Chromadorea; Rhabditida; Rhabditidae
Source: the annotation of a GenBank genome assembly
AUGCUCGGGUCGCUGCGGGACACGUUGGCCAGCGUGCAAAACGAGCUGGCAAGCGGCACCGAAAAAUUCGGGCAACGCUUUGACCGUUUUUACGGGCAGCUGGCCGAGAAAGUCAAUGGGACCGCCGUGGAACGCCUGCGCAUCAACGUGGUGCCAUCUUCGAUGACCCAGCAACGAUGCCCGAUCGAGACGGUGAACGAGCUGUUG